AUGGUAAUUUUGUGCUUUACUACAAUAUUGAUAUUUAUAAAUCUAAUUUUGAAAUCUGAGGCAUCUAUAUACAAGGAUAAAUAUCUUUUGAAUUAACCAAAGAGCAAAGAUUUUGAGAUUAUAGAUAUUUAUUUCAGGCCUUACAGCUGCUUCACAUAAGGACUGUUGUUUGAUUAAUCAAGAAGACAGCUAACUGAAUCAUGUGGAUGGCAAGGUGAUUCAAAAGCACUCUUUACUAAAUUUGAUGAAUAAACUUCUUAGGUUCUUCUUGAUACCCAGGUAAACAUGGAAAAAAAUCAUUUUGGUGAGGGUAUUACGAUUUUAAACUAAGAUAAAUACCUAGCAAUGACCUGGAAAGACAGGGUGUUUUAUAUGAUGGAUAGACAGACCUUGAAAAUACUUUCGACUGAAGCUAUUCCUAAUGAAAUCAAAGAGGGCUGGGGUGCUACUAGCAACGGUACAUAUGUUUUUAUUACAGAUGGCUCUGAGUUUAUUCAUUUUGUAGAUCCAUCCUCACUUUAAGUGCUUAAGUCUCUCAAAGUUGUGAGCCAAAAAGGCACACCCAUCAGAAAUCUAAAUGAACUUGAAUACUUCAAGGAUAAAACCAACGGGAAAGACUUCAUCUGGACAAAUAUUUUCCUCUAAGAUUCAAUAGCUAAGAUAGAUCUAGAGACAGGAAUGAUAAUUAAAAGAGUUAAUCUAAAAGUACUUAGUGAUGUUUAAGAGGCAUAUAUAAAAGAAACUAAUCCAAGGCUAGUAGGAUAUGAUAAAUUUAAUUCUGUAUUAAAUGGUAUAGCUUAUGAUGAAAUAGAGGAUGUGUUUUAUAUUACUGGGAAACGGUGGAGUUUCAUAUUCAAAGUUAAGCUGUUUUGA
Molecule: messenger RNA, 873 nt
Organism: Stylonychia lemnae
Lineage: Eukaryota; Ciliophora; Spirotrichea; Sporadotrichida; Oxytrichidae
Source: the annotation of a GenBank genome assembly